AUGGAAAGCGACAAACAAAACACAGAGAAAGAGCCUCAGCACUGGAAAAGUUGCAAGUUGCUGAUUGACCCCGCACUGACAAAUGGACUGUACAAAGUGUGUCGCUUUGAUGGGAAAUUUUUUAACAUUCCCGACAUAGGUCUGUUUCCUGUGGACACAGUCAGGGAUCCACGCAUCUGCCGCCUGUGGAGCAAAUACAACAAGACAGACUUCAUACUUCCUAAAUUUAAGGUUGAUGAAUGGUACGUUGGCCCCGUUCCUCCCAAAGAAGUGACAUUUUCCAAGUUGAACGACAAUGUGAGGGAGACGUUUCUCACCAACAUGUGCAGCAAAUAUGGGAACGUCGAAGACGUGGAAAUAUUCUACAAUCCCAAGAACAAGAAGCACCUGGGGAUUGCAAAGGUAGUCUUUGACACGGUGAGGGGCGCGAGAGAGGCGGCGCAGCACCUCCAUCGGACGUCCGUGAUGGGAAACAUCAUCCAUGUGGAAGUUGAUCCUAAAGGUGCGAAUAGAGCACGAUACCUCCAGCUGCUCUUCAGUGGCCUGUAUACUCCCUGGACGUUACCGGUGGGAAGCAGUGAGCGAGCUUUGCAAAGCUUAGGCAGCACAGCCCCACAGCAGAUGUUGAGCGUCUGCAGCCCUGUCAGCAUCUCUACACCCCUCUCUUUAGACACAGCCUACUCCAGCAUAUGGCAGGACACUCCUUGCAGUUUUGGUUUAACGCCACAGUCUCAGGGAACCCCCCGCACUCCCUGCAUGUCUGCAACUCCUCUCUCCCAGGACUCUUGUUACUCCAGUCUUCAGGCGACCCCUGUCCUCCAGGGGGAGCCCUCUACUUAUAGCAUUCACAAUCAUUUAAGACGAGCUCUCUGCCAUCUGGAGCCGGACCUUGAUGUUGGGCUGAGAAGACCUGAAUCGACAGUGGAGCCUCUCAACUUGAGGCCUCUCACUCCUUCGGGCUGCUUGGAGGACAGCGACCCUGAGAAUCUUAUAGAAAUCAAACCAGCAUCCCCAGCUGUGGAGCGACCACCAACCCCAGGCAAGGGGAUAGUGGCUGACCUGCUGGGUGCAGACUCAGAUGAAGCCAGUGAGCAUCUUCACAGGUGUUGCUGUGAGGAGAAGAAAAUCCUUCAUAGUGUUUGGAAGGAGGGCCUGGAUGAAGAAGAUGCCAGGCUGCUGCUCUUUACCUAUGAAAGGCUGCACGAGCAGGGCGUUGGUGUUGGGUGGCUCAGUGACACCCUCUGGAUACCUCAUCCUCACCUUAACUUCUGCUCACUGACCAAAAUCCCAACAGAGAGGAGUGAAGAUCACAGGUCCUGGCUCCCAGUCCACAGAACCGGAUCUGCUCGCAGUGAAGGCUUCUACAGAAUCAGCAGGAAGGAUAAAAUGAAAUACCUCAACAACACAAAGCUGGCUGCUGAUCUUCAGUCUACAAGCACUCAGGGAAUGUCUCUCACAGUCCAACAACCCACAUCACUACGAGCUGGAUCUGACUUCAGGUCUGAACAGCGCCGCCUGCUGUCCUCUUUCAGCUGUGACAGUGACCUGGUCAAGUUCAACCAGCUUAAGUUUCGAAAGAAGAGAAUUCGUUUCACCCGGAGUUUCAUACAUGAGUGGGGCUUGUUUGCCAUGGAGCCUAUCGCAGCGGAUGAGAUGGUGAUUGAAUAUGUGGGACAAAUCAUCAGACAGGUCAUUGCGGACAUGAGGGAGCAGAAAUACGAGGAUGAGGGGAUCGGAAGCAGCUAUUUAUUUCGUGUUGAUCAGGAUACCAUCAUUGACGCCACUAAAUGGGGGAAUUUAGCCCGAUUUAUCAACCACAGCUGCAACCCCAACUGUUACGCAAAGAUCAUCACUGUGGAGUCUCAGAAGAAGAUCGUGAUCUACUCCCGUCAGCCAAUAAGUGUCAAUGAAGAAAUUACCUACGACUACAAGUUUCCCAUUGAGGAAACAAAGAUUCCUUGUUUGUGUGGGGCAGAGAACUGCAGAGGAUCCCUGAACUGA
This is a messenger RNA of Nematolebias whitei (Rio pearlfish), 2001 nucleotides long. RefSeq names its product histone-lysine N-methyltransferase SETD1B-A-like. NCBI's taxonomy places the organism in Eukaryota, Metazoa, Chordata, Actinopteri, Cyprinodontiformes, Rivulidae. The coding region runs from base 1 to 2001 and encodes 666 amino acids. The record is from RefSeq and is a predicted model, not a curated record. The transcript has 12 exons. Gene Ontology annotation, cellular component: Set1C/COMPASS complex. Gene Ontology annotation, molecular function: histone H3K4 methyltransferase activity; protein binding; RNA binding.